This is a messenger RNA of Alnus glutinosa, 1869 nucleotides long. RefSeq lists its product as uncharacterized. NCBI's taxonomy places the organism in Eukaryota, Viridiplantae, Streptophyta, Magnoliopsida, Fagales, Betulaceae. Gene Ontology annotation, molecular function: beta-1,4-mannosylglycoprotein 4-beta-N-acetylglucosaminyltransferase activity. Gene Ontology annotation, cellular component: membrane. The transcript has 2 exons. Bases 334 to 1509 code for a protein of 391 amino acids. Gene Ontology annotation, biological process: N-acetylglucosamine metabolic process; protein N-linked glycosylation. The record is from RefSeq and is a predicted model, not a curated record.
GAUAGUUUUUCUCAAUUUUUUUUUAAAAGUUUAGUUAUUCUCUCUCGUUCUGUGUCCUUCGAUAUUUGGAAGAGCUAUCCGGGGAGAGAAAUAAAAACCACCAAACGGCUAUAAUUGACGUUACAAGUUUUUCAGAGAGGGAGAGAGAGAGAGAGAGAGCAAAGCCUGAAGAUCGUUGGGUUUUGAGGGGGAUUGCUUUGCCUAAUUUCGCUUCGAAAUUUCGGCCUUUGGUUCGUGGUGGGGGUUGAUCUGGGUCUUGACGAUCUGAAUUUUGGUCACUGAGAAAGAGGACUUUGGGUUUCUUCUUUAAUAUACAACAAACAGAGUAUCAUCAUGUCAGAUGGGUACUACUCUUCUAAUAAGAAGACUGAUGCUAUCUGCGAAGACGUUUGCGGCCAGCAGGGAACUCGUGCAGCACUGAGCAUGUCAAGACUCCGAUGUAUUUUGCAAGGGGUGGAUUUGAGGACCUAUAUAUUUUGGUUUGUGAUAGUCCCAUUAUGCAUUUUUGGUGGAUAUUUGCAUGGGCAAAAGAUCUCUUAUUUCCUGAGACCAAUAUGGGAAUCACCUCCAAAGCCUUUCCACAACAUCCCUCACUAUUAUCAUGAGAACAUAUCAAUGGAGACUCUUUGCAAACUUCACGGGUGGGGAAUUCGUGAAUCGCCUAGACGAGUCUAUGAUGCGGUUCUAUUCAGUAAUGAGCUUGACAUCCUUACAAUUCGAUGGAAUGAAUUGUAUCCAUAUGUGACUCAGUUUGUGCUUCUCGAAUCAAACUCAACAUUCACAGGCUUGCCUAAACCAUUGAUUUUUGCGGGCAACCGUGACCGGUUCAAGUUUAUUGAACCUCGGCUGACUUAUGGAAUGAUUGGAGGAAGAUUUAAGAGAGGCGAGAAUCCAUUUGUUGAAGAGGCGCAUCAGAGAUUAGCGCUGGACAAGCUUCUGAGAAUUGCUGGCGUAGAAGAUGAUGAUUUGUUGAUAAUGUCUGAUGUCGAUGAGAUUCCAAGUGGCCACACUAUUAAUCUCUUGAGGUGGUGCGACGACAGUACUCCGCCUAUCCUUCACCUUGGGCUUAAGAACUACUUGUAUUCGUUUGAGUUUUAUGUAGACAACAAAAGCUGGAGAGCUUCUGUCCACAGGUACAAGACUGGAAAGACUAGAUAUGCACAUUACCGACAGACUAAUGACAUUUUGCCAGAUGCUGGGUGGCAUUGUAGCUUUUGCUUCCGCUAUAUCAGCAAUUUUGUAUUCAAGAUGAAGGCUUACAGUCACUAUGAUCGGGUCCGGUUUUCUCAUUAUCUGAAUCACGAUAGGAUUCAGGAUGUAAUAUGCAAAGGGGCUGAUCUAUUUGACAUGAUUCCGGAGGAGUACACAUUUAAGGAGAUUAUUGGAAAGAUGGGACCUAUUCCUCAUUCUUAUUCGGCAGUCCAUCUUCCAACAUUUUUGUUGAAUAAUGCUGAGAAGUACAAAUAUCUGUUGCCUGGUAACUGCCAAAGAGAAGAAAGUAGUGGCUGAGUCUUGAAAGAUGGGGUGUCUUUUCAGAGAUUGGAGAUACAGAUUGUGCAUUGCACUGAACCGGGUCACUAGGACCAUUUGAUGGUUUUUGCUAAUCAGCGAUACAGGUAUACCUUAUAUAUCUAACAGUGUAGGUCACUCUCUAGAGAGAAGGGAAGAACUUGUUGGGUUAUUGGAGUUUGAGCGGAAACUCUGUAUAUCCUCUUUUAUGGGAGUUGGGGUUUCUUCCGACAUGGAGAGGAAUGCCAAUUUGCCAAGUAGGAAGCUCGUUAUCAGAGGGGAAUAUCUCUGUCAUGUUGGCAGGCAAGCUUAUGUACCAUUUCUUUCCGAAAAAUGAUGUUUGCACAUCAUUUACACACC